Molecule: messenger RNA, 1006 nt
Organism: Metschnikowia bicuspidata var. bicuspidata NRRL YB-4993
Lineage: Eukaryota; Fungi; Ascomycota; Pichiomycetes; Serinales; Metschnikowiaceae
Exons: 1
Coding region: 199-744 (181 amino acids)
Source: RefSeq, a predicted model, not a curated record
GCCGGGCCGCUGUCGCUUCCCCUUGCUAUUCCUGCUGACUCAGCUCAUUUGCGCGUGUGGAGGGGCCGAAACAGGAUGUAUGGGCGCCGGCCAAUACUGGCGCAGCGCACAAAUCCGGGGACGCGUGCAUGGUGCCCGUGGCGCUGAGUGACCAUUUACGAAUGCGACGCUCUGCAUGCAGCCUUGGCGCUGGAGGGAAUGCGACUGCACUGCACCAAGUGGGCGUACGAGCCUGGGGAACGCGUGCUGCUCUGCAAGACGAGUUCUGCCGUCUGCGGAGAUUCGGUAUUUUCGUCUAUCCGGCCGUUCCACAUCCCCCAAUAUUUUGUAGCACCCCGGGCGAGGAUGAUCUGCGGCGUUUGGCUAAGAGCGCAACUUUUUUCGCAUCAAAUCCAGGUCCGGGUAGCGACCGCGUGGUGGACGCCUGAUUCGCGCACGGGCGAUCUGGCCCUAUCUGCAGACCGCGAUAUGAAACUCCAUUGCAGGCUACGACACACAAAACUCUGGCAGAAGCUUCCAGAGGGACCCGUGGGACGGCACAGCAAAACCCAGCAAAACCUGUCGCAUCCUACCUUCACUCCAUCACACCAUCAUGCCACGCCCAAACCGGUUUUAGAGUUGUGCGUGAUUUCACGCACCGGGCCCCAGAGCUUCCGUGCCGUACCUUGCCUACCCGGGCAUAUACACACUGCGCAGACCCAGCUGCAGGGUGCAUGCGGCAACAUGUCUUUCCUUUUUUUAUGACUUUUUCCCCGGACUCGACGCCCGCGCACUCCCUGGCUACCCAACAGUCCACGACCUCCUGCAAAGAAAAACUCAAUCCAUCAUCACAGCACAAGAACAUUAGCUCAAACCCCGUUUUUUUUUUCCUUCUGGACUCAAAACAACGGCUAUCUAUUUAUUGCCUUGCGCACGUCGACACCUCGCUCGAACAGCCCGAAUUGCUUUUUUUCUUGCUCGAGCCGCUGUCUCUUUUUCACCGGUGCUUCGGACUACCUGCUUUGCC